AUGGGAGCCUCAGUCCUGAGGCGCCAGGCGGCGUGGCCUCGGCCGCCGCCCGCCGGCGGCGCCGCGGCCCUGCAGGUCGCGUUGCUGCUGGCCCUGCUCGCCAAGACGUCCCACGCCGCCUUCUUCGAGGCCGCCCGCGGCGCCCGGCUGCUGCAGCGCUGCCUGGCGGCGCUGCUGGCGUGCGCGUGGAGCAGCCCGCUGCAGGGCGCGCUGUGGUCCGUGCUGGCCGAGUUCCUUGGCGGCGAGGAGGGCGCGUUGCCCGCGGUCCUCGACCUGGCGGGCGACGCCGCGCUGAUGCAGCGCGUCGUCGCCAGCGUGGCGGACGAGCCGGACGUGGGCUGCAUGGGCUUCGUGCGCCUGCUGUGCCGCGGCCUGCAGAAGCUCGCGGGCUCCGCGCCGGAG
This is a messenger RNA of Prorocentrum cordatum, 402 nucleotides long. Lineage: Eukaryota; Dinophyceae; Prorocentrales; Prorocentraceae. The record is from the annotation of a GenBank genome assembly.